Dissoconium aciculare CBS 342.82 is the source of this 2726-nucleotide messenger RNA. RefSeq lists its product as uncharacterized. Bases 1 to 2253 code for a protein of 750 amino acids. Lineage: Eukaryota; Fungi; Ascomycota; Dothideomycetes; Mycosphaerellales; Dissoconiaceae. The record is from RefSeq and is a predicted model, not a curated record. Gene Ontology annotation, cellular component: SAGA complex. The transcript has 3 exons. Gene Ontology annotation, biological process: regulation of transcription by RNA polymerase II. Gene Ontology annotation, molecular function: transcription coactivator activity.
AUGGAUGUGGCCUAUGUCCGCCGCGUCGCGAUUAGAUCAUGGAGCGUACACGCGAAUCCCACCUCUGCCAAACCCCAUUCGAAACACCACCUCGCCCAUCGACAACCACACCAUCGCUUGACACGAGCAAAUCCCGCCGACGGAUAUACGCGGAAGCCAUCUGACCACGCUAUCUCGGGCUCGAUCCUGUCUCAUCUUGGAGGAGAUCCCCACCACCUCGCCGGCAUGGCGCCGACAGCGUCCAAGAAGGGUUCCCAACCCAAAGGAAACGUCAAGAACGAGCGCCGUUCGGCCUCGCGUCAUUCCACGCCCAUCUCUGCUCCUCCAGAUACCUCCUCUCCGAUCUCACGCCUGGGCACUCCGACCACGUCAAAUCCCACGAACAGCAUGCCACCCAACACACUCUACCUGAACACACCCACCAGCGCGCUCGUCUCCUCCGAACCCAGCAUCGAAGCCCUCAUCGAAAAGGCCUGUCUGAAAGUCGCCAAGCCAGGGGACCCACCCGGCUCGCGCGAGCUUCAGCUGCUCCAGAACAAGAUCCAGCGCGGCGUCAGCGAGCUCAUGAGCAAGCGCGGAGAGAUCAGCGAUCGCGCAAUGCGUCAGCAGGUCCAGAAGCGGAAGGAACGGAUCCAGAUCGAGCAACAGAAUGAAGCGACACGUGCAGAAGAGGAGAGGAUCCGGAUCAAAAGAGAAGACGACGAGAGGCGGAAGGAGAAAAAGGCAGCGAACAAGAAACGGAGUCAUGACGAUAUGGAGUUAGAUGGCGAUGAGAAAGAGAGGAAGGACCUCAAGGAUAGCCUUCCCAGUGUUGGUGCCCAUGGUCUGGCGCGGCAGGACGGCGUGGGUCUGUCAGAUGACACCAAAGCACCGCCAUCACCACCUGUAGCCCCUGGCACCAUUAUUGAUGAUCCUAUGGACGUUGCACCCUCGCCGGCGAGCUCGGCCGACGAUGAUCAAUCGGAACCCCCGGCGACAGCACCUCUGUAUGAGAGGAUAUUCGGAAAAGAUCCGACAACCGCAGACGAUCCCAUCGUCUACGACAUACGAGAGCUACACGAUGACUUGACGGAUCAAGAGAAGCGAGACAUCAUGAAUGUCGCGAAGUGGCCCGAAAGCGAUUUACGAGACCUCACAGCUGGCGAUCCGCCCGAUGCCGAUUUCAGCAAUGCAAAGCCCUCCAAUCAGAUCAACUUUUCGACGUUUCAAACCUACAUCGAGCCCUACAUACGUCCCUUUACAGAAGAGGACGUGGCGUUCCUCAAGGAGCGCGGCGAUCGAUUCACACCAUAUGUCAUUCCCGAGCGAGGAGACAAGGGCUACCGGGAGGUGUGGGCCGCAGAAGACGGCACGACAGGCACCGAACCCGCCCGAUCCGACGCGCUGAACCCAAACGAACCUCGCGGCUGCAUGGAGGACCUCGACGACGAGAUCGCCGAGCAGGACAUUGUCAGCAUGGGGCCCGUCAUGAGCCGUCUACUCUCCAUCAUCCGACCUUCGCCGAGCAACGCCAGGAAGGACGACUCCGCCGCCAACGAAGACGCCAACGGAGACACCACCAUGACCAACGGCGACACCGCCGACGGCCCCGACCCCACCCUCCCCCUCAGUAGCAGCGCCGCCACCGACGACCACAAACCCAUCUCCUGCCUCCCCUCCGAGUUCAAGGCCCCGACCCUCCCCCAGCUCGACUACUCGAUCCUGGAGGAGCGCGCGCUGCAGGAGUUCCGGUACAUCGGGAUCAUCGGGCCGGGCGACACGCCCAACUUCGACGCGCACCUGGACGACGAGAUCUCCGCGCGGCUCCGCACGCUCCAGCACGAGCUGCGGCGGCUGGCGCGGCUCAACAACAUCCGCAAGCUGCGCCUGCUGGAGCUGACGGAGGAGCGGAUGGCGAUGCAGGAGUACGCCAACAUCGCGGACGACCUGGACAACCAGGUGAACACGGCCUACCUGAAGCGCAACCGGUCGCUGGGCAAGCCGUCGAACGGCAAGAAGGGCGGCGGGAACGCGCAGCGCGCGGGGGGCCAGAAGGGCGUGGCGAGCGCGGCGGGCGGCGGGCGCGGCGUGAGCGACGGCGUCAAGGCCCUGAUGCAGAAGCGCCGCGACUGGAUCGAGAUGGUCGGCCCCGUGGUCGCCUACGGCCGCCCGCCCAUCCCGACCGACGACGAGACCAUCUUCGACGACGCCAACGUCAAGCGGCUGGAGAAGAUCGAGAGGGAGGCCGAGGCGGGCGAGGUCGAGGGGGAUUGAUCCAGUCGGAGAUGAUUGGGAAUGAUCGGUCGGAUGGCAGGGGGGUUGUCGGCGAUUGGAAAUGGUAUUGCUUGCUCGCUUGCGCUUCCAUGGCGGAUGGAUCGGGGGAUGACGACGAUGACGAUGACGACGAUGAUGAAUUUUCUUCCAUUUCCGUGUCGAGGAACAAACAAGAGGUAUUUCAUUCGUCGUCCUCUCCGCGGAGAGAAAAAGCCCAUUUUGUUUAUUAAUCCAAAAAGGAAGAAAGAAAUAUUUCAAGACUUUUUUGGAGAAAUUUGACGAAAAAGGAAUUGUUCCUCCCACUCGUGAUCGAUCGAAUGAUCGAAAACAAAGACUCGUCGUGCAGGAAAAAGGAAAAGAAACAGGGGGAAUCUACAGACCGAAAAAAGCUGGAUCGUGGGGAAAAAGAAAGGAGACCUUUUGAUCUUCCCACAGAAGAGAGAGAGAGAGAGGGGGGGGGGGGGGGGGGGGGG